Messenger RNA from Megalopta genalis, 984 nucleotides. NCBI's taxonomy places the organism in Eukaryota, Metazoa, Arthropoda, Insecta, Hymenoptera, Halictidae. The record is from RefSeq and is a predicted model, not a curated record.
GAACGUUGUUACCUGCUAGACCUUUUCGGCUUCGGGCCCAUUGGGCCAGGCGAUUUAGAACCCCUAAUCUCGGCCCACGGAGCGAGCAAUAACGGUUUGCACAAGAUGGGGCGGUCCAAACUUCAUCAAAGGCGCGAUCCAAACUUCAGAAUUACAGCCCCUGAUGGGCCCAACCGAUGCCCAACUUUCUAUCUUUUCCGCUCGGAACCAUAAAAGCAACAAUAACCUCCUGGGUUUCACUAUUUGAAACGUUUAGGUCAUUUUCAAGACCUAAAAUUCCUGCAAGCAGGAAUGUUCGUCAUUAUUCACUCCAGAAAUGAGUGAAUACCAGUUUGCAGUAUACAUAUUUCGUGUUCACGUGUGUCUAUUUCGUCGAGUGUAAUUUUCGGUUAACACCUUUAAUAAGUUAGUGAUUAAAUCAUGGACGAAGAAAAUGUUGAGAAAGUAGUUUGGAAGGAUUUGGGACUUGUAAAUGUAUUAUGCAAAGCAUGCGAAGAUCUCAAGUGGAAGUCGCCUACGAAAAUUCAAUGCGAAUCUAUUCCAUUGGCACUACAGGGUAAAGAUAUAAUAGGGUUGGCAGAAACCGGAUCUGGAAAAACAGCUGCUUUCGCGCUUCCCAUAUUACAGUCGUUAUUAGAAAAUCCGCAAAGAUAUUUUGCUUUAAUUCUAACACCUACCAGAGAAUUGGCAUUUCAAAUAUCGGAACAAAUCGAAGCUUUAGGAUCGAGCAUCGGUGUAAAAUGUGCUGUAAUAGUAGGAGGAAUGGAUAUGAUGUCUCAAGCGCUAUUGUUAGCAAAAAAGCCACACGUUUUGAUCGCUACACCAGGAAGAUUGGUCNAAAUGAAAGACAUUGAAGAGAGCAAAAAAUCAGGCAAGAGAAAGAAAGGGGACUAUAAUGAAGAUGACGACACCGAGCAGUCGAUUGGAUUCAGGAAAAGAAUGAAAGGCAAAAUUAAGGGUAAAAUUAAGGGUAAAAAAGGUUGA